Messenger RNA from Pararge aegeria (speckled wood butterfly), 1794 nucleotides. RefSeq names its product kinesin-like protein KIF26A. Bases 1 to 1794 code for a protein of 597 amino acids. The record is from RefSeq and is a predicted model, not a curated record. Lineage: Eukaryota; Metazoa; Arthropoda; Insecta; Lepidoptera; Nymphalidae. The transcript has a single exon.
AUGCCGCCACCGGCGCCUAACCCGCCGCCGCUACCGCAGCGGCGUGCCACCCGUCCGCGCGCAAUAAGGCGAAGAGUGUUCGUGCGGAACACUACCGCCGCGCUUAAAGUCGGCCUGGACGCGAUCAUCGUGACCGGCCAAGCCACCCUCGCCACCCGCACCACCAAGGCCCACGGUGCUGGGCCCUCCACUGGAGCAGGAGAAGAGGCUUUUGCUGCAAGCCCGCUCUCUCUGUCGCCAGCGCCGUCUCGACAGGCGACACCGACCCCGAUCCGGACCACCGCUAUUGCACCUCCCAACCCAGGGACCAGGACUACUGCUGCUGCGUCCAUGGUGAAGCAGACCAGGACUGCAGCACCAAUACCUUCCCCGCGAUCGCCGCGAUUUACCGCCGCACAGGCGGACAUCGCCGUGGGAAGAUUCCCGUCCCCGCCAAAACGGGGACCCAGGACUCCGGCAGCUUUUACACCGCCAAACAUGCCUGCAUUAUCGCCGAGCUCGCCGAUGGACGCUUCGGCGUCCCCGAGCCCGACAUACGCCGCCCGGACACGACAGGCUGCCGGCGCGGCCCUCACCCGCGCCACCAACGUCGCCCCAAACGACGCCACAGCCGCCGCUGCUGCCCCAGCCGCUACCAUCGACAUCGGAGGAGCGCCGAAGCCUGCAGCCAAGUACCCGUUGCCCGAUUGGCCGCACCACUUCCGGGAGCUGAAAAGGCUCCUGGGACAUACACCAAACGGACGCCCCUAUGGCAAGGGCGUCCGAUUCCUCCCCAAGUCGGACCAGGAGUUCCGCCUCAUCCAGCGAUACCUGACCCAGCUGGAGGGCGCUAGCGGAAUCACCUGGUUCUGCUACUCGCUGCCAGCAGAGAGGAGCCUCAAGGUGGCGAUCCGCGGCCUGCCGGCCGACACGGAUCCGGCACUAGUAGAGCAGGAGCUGCGCGAGCUUGGCUACAUGCCGGAGCACGUGCGAGCGAUCCCCGCCCGCCGGGGCAGACCGGGCUGUUUGAUGUACGCGCAGCCGCAGCGUACGUCGGACCUCACCACGGGCAUAUACGAGGUGCGCGAGCUCCUCUGUAUGCCCGGCGUGAUUAUUGAGGCAUGGCGCGGCAGGAAGGGGCCCGCGCAAUGCCAUCGAUGCCAGCAGUUCCCGCACUCCUCCCACAACUGCCACAGGCCCAUUGCCUGUGUGAGAUGUGGGGGAAGUCACCCAGCCCGGGACUGUCCGCGUCCCCUGGAGGAGCCGCCGACGUGCGCCAACUGUGGGGAGGCGCACACGGCGAACAAUGCAGCCUGCGCGGUCUUCCGUAAGGAGGCCCGCAACCGCCGAGCGGGUACCACUGCGCGCACUAUUACAGCUGCGCGCGCCACAACUGCUGCCACUCUGCAAGGAGAAGCAGAUGCACCCGGCUCACUGACGGCCGCUGCCAACCAGCCAGGACAGCAGCAAGGCCGCAAGCGACGCCGCAAGCGUGGCGGCAAGCGCGCCAAAGCGCGCAAGCCGAGCGCACCACCCACAACGACGCCCCCCACCACGACAUCCUCCGCGACUGUGCAGCCUCUAGCGCAGCCCGCCGGACCGUCCAAGCCCACCGUGGUCGCUGCCCCCAAAAGGGGGACGAAGGCGAAGCGAGUGGGAGUACCGCACUCGGCAGCUCAGCCGGCCCGCGGCCCAUUGGACCCAAGGACGACCCGCGUCAUCGGUGCCCUGAACCAGGUCCUGAUGGCGAUCCAGGAGCAGCGCGACCCAGUCCCGCUCAUCCUGGCCUGCAUAAUGGAGCUCUGCACUGGAUGA